AUGGCAGCAAUCUAUUCAAUAGCUUCCAAUAGAACUGGUGAUGUUUUCCAGCCAUUGAUCGAUCAAAAUAAACCUAAAACUAAUUUUGAAGUUAGUGAAAUUAAAUAUGGUCAAAAUGGAAAAUGCACAACAAUAGUAUGGCAGUGUAAAAAGAAUAAAACAUUUUAUGUCCUAACCAAUAUUAAAAGAAAAAGAAAAUGA
Dictyostelium purpureum is the source of this 201-nucleotide messenger RNA. RefSeq lists its product as uncharacterized. Lineage: Eukaryota; Evosea; Eumycetozoa; Dictyosteliales; Dictyosteliaceae. The coding region runs from base 1 to 201 and encodes 66 amino acids. The transcript has 2 exons. The record is from RefSeq and is a predicted model, not a curated record.